This is a messenger RNA of Saccharomyces paradoxus, 2109 nucleotides long. It is a transcript of the gene EXO1, whose product is annotated as Rad2 family nuclease EXO1. The coding region runs from base 1 to 2109 and encodes 702 amino acids. The record is from RefSeq and is a predicted model, not a curated record. The transcript has a single exon. Gene Ontology annotation, biological process: DNA recombination; DNA double-strand break processing; mismatch repair. Lineage: Eukaryota; Fungi; Ascomycota; Saccharomycetes; Saccharomycetales; Saccharomycetaceae. Gene Ontology annotation, cellular component: nucleus. Gene Ontology annotation, molecular function: 5'-3' DNA exonuclease activity; 5'-flap endonuclease activity; DNA binding.
AUGGGUAUUCAGGGUCUUCUUCCUCAGUUAAAACCCAUUCAGAAUCCAGUAUCACUACGUAGAUAUGAAGGAGAAGUGUUAGCUAUUGAUGGUUAUGCAUGGCUACAUAGAGCUGCUUGCUCUUGCGCUUAUGAACUUGCAACGGGAAAACCAACUGACAAGUACCUGCAAUUUUUCAUAAAACGAUUUAGUUUAUUGAAAACCUUUAAAGUGGAACCAUAUUUGGUCUUCGAUGGUGAUGCCAUUCCAGUCAAAAAGUCUACCGAAUCUAAAAGAAAAGAUAAGAGACAAGAAAACAAAGCCAUAGCUGAAAGAUUAUGGGCCUGCGGAGAAAAGAAAAAUGCUAUGGACUAUUUUCAAAAAUGUGUCGACAUAACGCCUGAAAUGGCAAAAUGCAUCAUAUGUUACUGUAAGCUUAAUGGUAUUCGCUAUAUCGUGGCUCCGUUCGAGGCAGACUCUCAAAUGGUAUAUUUAGAACAAAAAAACAUUGUGCAAGGAAUAAUUUCUGAGGACUCUGACCUCCUCGUCUUCGGAUGUCGACGUCUCAUUACCAAGCUGAACGAUUAUGGAGAAUGUUUAGAAAUAUGCCGCGACAACUUUAUCAAACUCCCUAAAAAGUUUCCGUUGGGAUUAUUAACCAAUGAGGAAAUCAUAACAAUGGUUUGUUUAUCUGGCUGUGAUUAUACAAAUGGAAUUCCAAAGGUUGGCUUGAUUACUGCGAUGAAAUUAGUUAGAAGAUUCAAUACUAUUGAAAGGAUAAUUCUGAGUAUGCAGCGGGAGGGAAAGCUAAUAAUCCCAGAGACAUACAUUAACGAAUACGAAGCCGCAGUUUUAGCAUUUAAAUUUCAAAGAGUAUUUUGUCCUAUUCGGAAGAAAAUAGUCAGCUUGAAUGAAAUUCCGCUGUACUUGAAAGAUACCGAAAGCAAAAGAAAAAAGCUCUACGAGUGCAUUGGCCUUGUCAUACAUAGAGAAGCUCAAAAGAAGCAAAUUGUGCAUUUUGAUGACGAUAUAGAUCACCACCUGCAUUUGAAAAUUGCUCAAGGGGACUUGAACCCAUAUGAUUUCCACCAACCUCUAGCUAACAGAGAGCACAAAUUACAGCUAGCAUCCAAAUCAAAUCUAGAAUUCCGAAAAACCAAUACUAGCAGCUCAGAAGUCAAAAUCAAACCAAUAGAAUCAUUCUUCCAGAAAAUGACAAAGUCGGAUCAUACCCCUAAAGUUGCAAAUAACAUCCAUAGUUUAAGACAAGUGGAAGACAAACUAACAAAGGCAAUUAAACGUAGGAAAUUAAGUAAUGCUAAUGCAGUCCAAGAAACUUUAAAGGAUACAAAAAGCAAGUUUUUUAAUAAACCGUCCGUGGCUAUUGUGGAAGACUUCAACGAAAAGCCCAACUACUCAGAAAAAUUUAAAGAGGACACAAACUCACAAUCGUUGGCAGAAUCUAUUUCCGAAUCUCAGCUAUCUACACAAAUACCUAGUUCAUUUGUUACAACCAAUCUAGAAGAUGAUGAUAACCUCAGUGAAGAGGUUUCUGAAGUUGUCAGUGACAUUGAAGAAGACCGAGAAAAUUUCGACAAAAAGACUAUCCGUAAUGAAAUUCGUAGUACAGACGAUGACGAUGAUGGUGAUACUAGCGAGGAUUAUAGCGAAACUGCUGAACAAAUGAUUCCUACAAGCAGUACUAGCUCAUUACCUGAGUCGUCCCAGAGAAGUAUAUCGGGAUGCACAAAGGUUUUACAAAGGUUUAGAUAUUCAUCGUCAUUCAGUGGGGUCAAUGCUAACAGACAACCAUUAUUUCCUCGGCAUGUCAAUCAAAAAAGUAAAGGAAUGGUAUAUGUCAAUCAAAAUAAAGAUGAUGAUUAUGACAAUAACGAUGAUAAAAACCAAGUCGUGCAAAGACCAUCACUACGAAAAAGCAUUACUGGUGCCAAGUCACAAAGAAUUGUCAUUAGCAUGAAAAGCGUAGAUGAACAAAAAUCAUUCAAUUCAUCACCCGUUUUGCAUAAGGAGAGUAAGAAAAGAGACGUUGAAACCACUAGAUCAAGCCAAGCUAGGCCGGCAGUUAGAUCCAUCUCCUUGCUUUCCCAAUUUGUUUAUAAAGGUAAAUAA